Molecule: messenger RNA, 1818 nt
Organism: Phytophthora sojae
Lineage: Eukaryota; Oomycota; Peronosporomycetes; Peronosporales; Peronosporaceae
Exons: 2
Coding region: 1-1818 (605 amino acids)
Biological process (GO): proton transmembrane transport; ATP metabolic process
Cellular component (GO): proton-transporting V-type ATPase, V1 domain
Molecular function (GO): proton-transporting ATPase activity, rotational mechanism; ATP hydrolysis activity; ATP binding
Source: RefSeq, a predicted model, not a curated record
AUGGAAUUAAUUGCUUUGAAUUGCCCCGCAGUGGUGAUCGCCGAGAACAUGCACGGCGCCGCCAUGUACGAGCUGGUGCGCGUGGGCCACGACAAGCUCGUGGGCGAGAUCAUCAAGCUGGAGAACACGAACGCGUCCAUCCAGGUGUACGAGGACACGUCCGGCCUGACGGUGGGCGACCCCGUGGAGCGCCGCAAGCAGCCGCUGUCCGUGGAGCUCGGGCCGGGCAUCGUGGACAACAUCUUCGACGGCAUCCAGCGCCCGCUGCACGCCAUCAGCGACCUGGCCAAGGACGUGUACAUCCCGCGCGGCGUGGACGUGGCGUCGCUGAACGCCGACAAGAAGUGGCGCUACAAGCCCGUCAACUUCCGCGAGGGCGACCCCAUCUCGGGCGGCGACAUCUUCGGCCUCGUGCACGAGAACGACAUCCUGCACUCGCACAAGAUCAUGUGCCCGCCCAACGUCUUCGGCACCGUGGUCAAGAUCUACGGCGCCGGCACCGACAACAACGAGUCCUUCACGCUCAGGGACACGGUGCUCGAGGUGCGCGACGACACCACGGGCGUCACACACAAGCUCGGCCUCUCGCACAUGUGGCCCGUGCGCAAGCCGCGCCCCGUGGCCGAGAAGCUGGCUGGCAACGUCGCGCUGACCACGGGCCAGCGCAUUAUCGACGCGCUGUUCCCGUCCGUGCUGGGCGGAACGUGCGCCGUGCCCGGCGCCUUCGGAUGCGGCAAGACGGUCAUCUCGCAGGCUCUGUCCAAGCACUCCAACUCGGACGCCAUCGUGUACGUGGGCUGCGGCGAGCGCGGUAACGAGAUGGCCGAGGUGCUGAACGACUUCCCCGAGCUCACGAUGACGAUCAACGACCGCGAGGUGCCCAUUAUGAAGCGUACGACGCUGGUGGCCAACACCAGUAACAUGCCCGUGGCCGCCCGUGAGGCCUCCAUCUACACGGGUAUCACGCUGGCCGAGUACUUCCGUGACCAGGGCAUGAACGUGUCCAUGAUGGCCGACUCCACGAGUCGUUGGGCCGAGGCUCUGCGUGAAAUCUCGGGUCGUCUGGGUGAGAUGCCUGCUGAUAGCGGCUACCCCGCCUACCUGGGCGCUCGUCUGGCCGCCUUCUACGAGCGUGCCGGUCGCGUGGCGUGUCUCGGUAGCCCCAAGCGUGAGGGCAGUGUGACUGUCGUGGGCGCCGUGUCACCCCCCGGUGGUGACUUCUCGGACCCCGUGACGGCCGCCACUCUGAGUAUCGUGCAGGUCUUCUGGGGUCUGGACAAGAAGCUGGCCCAGCGCAAGCACUUCCCGUCCGUCAACUGGCUCAUCAGCUACACCAAGUACAUGCGCGUGCUGGAGCCGUUCUUCAACAAGAUCGACCCGGAGUACUCGACGCUGCGCACCAAGUGCCAGGAGAUCCUGCAGAAGGAGGACAACCUGACGGAGAUCGUGCAGCUGGUGGGCAAGGAGUCGCUAUCUGAGGACCAGAAGGUGAUCAUGGAGGUGGCCAAGAUCAUCCGCGAGGACUUCCUGCAGCAGAACGCCUUCUCGGACUACGACUUCACGUGUCCGCUGGUCAAGAGCGUGGGCAUGCUGCGCUCCAUCAUCCUCUUCUACAAUCUGAGCCAGAAGGCCAUCGCCGACUCGCCGCCCGACGCCAAGGUCACGUGGGCGCAGAUCAAGACGUCUAUGAACCCCGUGCUGCAGAAGAUCAUCCAGACCAAGUUCCAGCUGCCUAAGCAGCCCGAGGCCGAGCUCAAGGCCUUCUUCAGCGGCCUGGACGAGGAGGUGGAGCAGGCCUUCCAGACGCUCUCGGACUAA